Salvia miltiorrhiza (redroot sage) is the source of this 279-nucleotide messenger RNA. Its product is annotated as 60S ribosomal protein L38-like. Lineage: Eukaryota; Viridiplantae; Streptophyta; Magnoliopsida; Lamiales; Lamiaceae. Gene Ontology annotation, biological process: translation; protein-RNA complex assembly. Gene Ontology annotation, cellular component: cytosolic large ribosomal subunit; ribosome. The annotation marks the transcript as partial. The transcript has a single exon. The record is from RefSeq and is a predicted model, not a curated record. Gene Ontology annotation, molecular function: structural constituent of ribosome.
UUUGGGAAUUUUAGAGGGUUUUUCAGUUUUGCUGCCACUGCACCUUCAACUGAAGUUAUCCCAGAAAACCUGCCUAAGCAAAUCCAUGAGAUCAAGGACUUCCUUCUCAUUGCUCGAAGGAAGGAUGCACGAUCUGUGAAAAUUAAGAGGAGCAAGGAUGUCGUGAAGUUCAAGGUUCGGUGCUCCAAGUAUCUUUACACACUGUGUGUGUUCGACUCUGAGAAGGCUGAGAAGCUGAAGCAAUCCCUCCCACCAUGUUUGAGCGUGCAGGACCUGUAG